Messenger RNA from Dromiciops gliroides (monito del monte), 2033 nucleotides. It is a transcript of the gene SNX21, whose product is annotated as sorting nexin family member 21. The coding region runs from base 392 to 1516 and encodes 374 amino acids. Gene Ontology annotation, biological process: protein transport. Gene Ontology annotation, cellular component: early endosome membrane. The record is from RefSeq and is a predicted model, not a curated record. The transcript has 4 exons. Lineage: Eukaryota; Metazoa; Chordata; Mammalia; Microbiotheria; Microbiotheriidae. Gene Ontology annotation, molecular function: protein binding; phosphatidylinositol phosphate binding.
UAGGUGCGCGGCACUUGGGCGUUGUUUCUGGAGAGGACUCGAGGGUGAGCUUCCAUCCCGUCGGAUAGUCGGUCCGAAUAGAUGGAUCCCACUUCCAAGGGUUCGAGAUUCUGGACUUGGGUUGUCCCACGAUGGAGUCGGGAUUCCAGGGUUUGCAAGAGGCAAGAUUUACAAGUUUUUCCAUUAUAACCAUUUUGCCAUCGUUUCCACUGAAUCGGUCCCAGCCAGGGGAGUCUGGCGACUGACGCGGCCAGCGGUUUUCGCUCCAGGACUCCCAAGGCCAGCGAACCCGGAGCAGGCGGAGUCGUGGGCGGGGCCGUGGCAGGAAGAGACCGGAGGGAGUCGCAGAACCGAGUGGGGAGGCCAUCCCAUCGCUCGGGCUUCGGGCACCAUGGCCUCCCGUCUUCUGCACCGCCUGCGGCACGCCCUGGCCUUAACUGGAGAGGGCUCUGGAGAGCCGGCCCCAGGCGCAGAGGCCGAGGAAUUCCCGGAGAGCUCGGAGCUCGAGGAGGAUGAUACCGAGGGCUUAUCCACACGCCUCAGUGGCACCUUGAGCUUCACCAGCACCGAAGAUGAUGAGGAAGAGGAGGAAGAGGAGGAAAACGGAGAUCCUCUGGGAUCAGGGGCUGCCCUGGCCCGAAGACUUAAGAGUCCUGGAGAGGAUGGCGCUGGGGAGGAUGAAGAUCGGAGUCCCCCAUCAGAUGGUCCCCGAGGCAGUAACCUCUUGACACGGCAACUACAGGACUUCUGGAAAAAGUCAAAAAGUAACCUGGUACCCCAGCGGCUGCUCUUUGAAGUGACCAGUGCCAACGUCAUCAAUGAGCCACCCUCCAAGUACGUGCUCUACACCAUCGCCCUGAUUGGCCCCGGGCCGCAGGAACAGGCACCAGCCCAGAUUUCCCGGCGCUACUCCGACUUUGAACGACUGCACCGGCAACUUCGGCAGCAGUUCCGGGGCCCCAUGGCUGCAGUUUCUUUUCCCCGAAAACGCUUACGGAGGAAUUUUACUGCUGAGACUAUUGCCCGUCGCAGCCGGGCCUUUGAACAAUUCCUGGGGCACCUGCAGUCUGUGCCAGAGCUUCAGCAGGCCCCCGACCUCCAGGACUUCUUCAUCCUACCUGAGCUUCGACGGGCACAAAGGCUUACCUGCACUGGCCUCUACCGGGAGGCCCUAGGGCUAUGGACUAAUGCCUGGCGCCUGCAGACCCAACUGGGCACUCCAGUAGGUGCCCAUCGGACGCUGUUGACACUGGUAGGACUGGCUGUGUGCCAUCAAGAGCUGGAGCAACCCAGCGAGGCUCGGUUGAGUUGUGAGCAGGCGCUGCAGCUGCUGGGGGCUAGUGAUUCCCAUCCCCUGCUGGGACCUUUUCUGGAGGCUCAUGUUCGCCUCUCCUGGAGGCUGGGCAUUGACAAGCGCCAGUCAGAGGCCCAGCUCCAGGCCCUGCAGGAGGCUGGCCUUACCUCCACUCCACCCCCCAGCCUCAAGGAACUGCUUAUCAGGGAAACUCUGGACUAAAAGGGAUGUUUGGUAAGAAGCUGUGGGGACAGGGACUGACCGGUAUUCAGCAAUAAUAGAGGGUGGUAGGAAUCAGAAAGAUCAUAGGAUUCAGAAGAGACCUUAGAGAUUCCCUCAUCUAAGCUCUCUGGGUCUGUUUCCUUCUCUAUAAAACGGUCAUAACUUGCCCAAGGUUACACAGGGUAGUAAGUAGCAGGUCUCAAAUGUGAACCUGGGUUCUUUGCCUUUCAACCCCUUCACCAUCUUGCUGUGCCCUUGAGCAGCCCACUGUAUCUGUGGUCAGCCUUACCUGCAGGUGGCAGUGAUGGGAAUAGGGGAAGUCUGGUAGAUGUUUCUCAAAUAAGCAGUAGCAAUACACUCCUCCCCAGGCUCAGUCCAUACCAUCCAUUCUCCCUUUCCCAUCUGACUUCGAGGGACAAUCCCCUCACAAGGCCAAGAGUAGUGGAACCACAGCUGUAGCCCAAGGGAAUAAAAAGGCUGGAUCCUCCAAGUGGUACCCGUUUUUAUUAUGUGCAAA